AUGUACAACUUAUUUUCAGGGAAUGUCAUUCCUUCAUCGAAAAUUUUACGUCUUAAAGAUAAUUUUUUCAAAAUUACAUUUCCUGACAGUAUAGCUCACGAAGAGAAAACGCUUAAAUACUUUCAAGCAUAUACAAAACGCCUUGCUGCGCAAAUUGCACAAUUUCAAGAGCCUGUUUGGAAGAAUUCUUUCCAUUCGUUUUUAAUCGAUCUAAUCAAGCAAGGUAAAUCUCGUCUCGAUCAAGAACUAAUGUAUUUUCGUGAACUCGAAGAUGAAAUUUCAUUUUCUCGAGCUUUAUUCAACCCCCAGUCAAUAUAUCAGAGCAAAAUCGACGAAUUGUUCAAAUCUGACCUCAAAACCGAGAAUACAAAUGAAUUCGUCUUAGAAAUCAUGGAUUUCUGUGACGAUUUCGUUCCAGAAGAUGAAUUAGAUUCAGAUGAGCAGACAUGUUGCAUUUUAAUUCUCGUAAGGGCCAUUUUCAAUAGAUUCUACGAACGAUGCGAGAAACUAUUCGCUCCAAAGUACGAUUCCGACUAUCAAAAGAUCGAAGAUCUGAAACAGAUCCCUGUUCUUCUCUUUACUAUCCCUACAGAGCUUGUACAGCUUCCAAUAACAGGAUCCAUCAGCUCGUAUUUCCGAUCAGACCCUUUCUUCCUUGCUGCAGCUCAAUUUCUUUCCCAGACCAUUUUCCAGUCAAAUCCGAUCGAUUCACUUUACUACAUACACAAAUGUCUGAUCGGAAUUCAGAAAGGCGCUUUGAUUCGACGCCUCGGAGGCGUUGAUGCAAAAUUAGAGGAUGUUAGGUCUCUUCUUUGCUUCGACGACCUCUUCUCCCUGUUGUUCGGUAUACUUAUGGCCUCUGAUAUCCCUGACAUUUACUUCGUCGCAGAUUUCAUCUCGCGAUAUGCACCGAAAAACAGCCUUUCGCCGGCUUUUGAGUACGCUACUGCCAACAUCGAAGCUUUGAUCGAACAUGUAAGAAGAGUCGAUCUUGCUGAGCUGAAGGAAAAGGCAAAAUAA
Trichomonas vaginalis G3 is the source of this 1020-nucleotide messenger RNA. RefSeq names its product VPS9 domain family. The record is from RefSeq and is a predicted model, not a curated record. The transcript has a single exon. Lineage: Eukaryota; Parabasalia; Trichomonadida; Trichomonadidae. The coding region runs from base 1 to 1020 and encodes 339 amino acids.